This is a messenger RNA of Pseudonaja textilis, 2732 nucleotides long. The record is from RefSeq and is a predicted model, not a curated record. NCBI's taxonomy places the organism in Eukaryota, Metazoa, Chordata, Lepidosauria, Squamata, Elapidae.
GUUAGACUGUUAAAUCUUUAUUUCUUUAUGUUUUGCAAAUUUUCUCCUCUAGCUAAAAUACCAGAACCUUUAAAUUGUAGCCUAUGGCUGGAGGGGAUUAAGAUUUUUUUUACUGAGAAAAGAAGAACAAACAAGAAAGGGCCUAAACAUUCAUAGAAACGAAAAUACUAUUUAUUGGCAUGAGGUCUCUAUGUAGAAAGUACAGCUUGCAGCACAAAGUAUUUAUAAGCCAUUACUCAUUAUCAAAGUUGACACCAGCCAGAGCAUAGAAUAAUUCAAAGUAGUAGUGCAAGAUCAGAUGACAAGGAUAGACCUGGCCCAUAGAAUAGCCGAGAAUUGGACAUGGCUGAAUAGAUAACGUCAUCAUCAACAGCAAUCCAAUUUGGCACGUAUUCCCAACUGUAAUUUUCACUGAAUUCAGUGGAGUUGAUUCCCAGCUCCCUCCUAGUGGAAAUUCAGUUAGUAUUAUGUCUCCUAGGCUUCAGGAAAACUUUGAAGAUGUACCUGUUCAGUCUUGCACAGAAGGAAAGUAAUCUGUGAUUUGAAGCAUUCUGAAGAUAUGGCAUCUCAGUAUAAGUAUCUACUCACAGAAUGACUACACUCUAGUUUGGUUUUUCUUUGUCUUGAAGUUCUGAACAGCAAGACAUCCAGUACAGUGAGAACUUAUCUACUUUGAAAACAAUCUAAUAAUACCCGAAUAAAAGAUUUAGCUGCAGUUAUAUCACCCAGCAUGAUGAUUCUUUUCCGUCAAGGAUGUCUAAACUAGGAGUUCAAACUGAACUGAUGGAGUGAAUAAUGAUGUGUAAGAAGAAGUUGUGGAUGGUUUUGGCCCUGUGCUUUGCACUUUCCAUCUGGAAGAUAUAUAUUUCUGUUUCAUCUUUGUCCAAAAAUCUUGGUGAGAGGCUACUGCAAAACUCAUUAAUGAAAGAGGAAAUGUGUUACUAUAACAAAUGUAUUGGCCUAAGCAGUUGGGAUUGGUUUUGUGACCUCUUUGAUGCCUCCGUAAACUGCCUGCUGACUCUUGAAAACUCUGAUAUCCCACCAGAGGUUCUUCAGUGGUGGCUGAAGCUACAAAGUUCAAAAUAUGGCAGCCAAAUUCAGGAGAUGGUAAAAUAUCUGUCACCCACUGCUACAGUUCAGGAUGCUGUUCAUUGUGGAACUUGUGCUGUGGUAGGAAACUCAGGAAGGCUGAGGGGCUCUAAAUAUGGAGAGAAGAUAGAUUCUCACAAGUUUGUGAUGAGAAUGAACACUGCACAAGUUACAGGUUUUGAGGAAGAUGUUGGUACACGAACCACACACCAUUUCAUGUACCCAGAGAGUGCUAUGAAUCUCCAUCCUAAUGUGCAUCUUGUACUAGUCCCUUUCAAACCUCUGGAUCUCAAAUGGUUGGCCAGUGCCCUUUCAACAGGAGAUAUUCAGCAAACGUACAAAAGAGUUAAACGAUUUAUUAAAGCCGACAAAAACAAGAUUCUAAUAAUUCACCCUGGUUUCCUGAAAUAUAUCCAAGACAAAUGGACACAGCAUCAUGGAAAGUAUCCUUCCACUGGGUUGAUUACACUGAUUUUUUCCAUUCAUACUUGCACACGGGUUUCUGUCUUUGGCUUUGGUGCAGACAGCAAAGGGAAUUGGCAUCACUACUGGGAAGACAAUCAUAAUGCAGGAGCCUUUCUCAAGUCUGGAGUACACAAUGGCACUUUUGAACUACAACUCAUUGAAAGGCUGGCAACUGAAGGCAAAUUGGCAUUCUAUAAAUAGUUGAUACUUUACACUAUGCGUCUAAACUUCCUGAAUUAGAUUGAAAUAGGGAUAUAAUGCCCCCCAAAAUUAUCUUAGUCUUACAGGUCUUCACAUUCAGAUUUUUAAAAAUUAUCUCUGUUCUGGGUUCAAAGAAAAGUAAAACUAGAAUAAAACACAAGAAGAGGAGACAUUUCUGUUUGUUUCAUGCACCAAAUAUUAAAAAUAUGAGCAACAUGGUCCUGUUUUUCUGAAUGUAUGCAUUUUAGAACAACAGAGACUGUAAACACUAUUUGUUACUAGCUUCAGAUUUUGCUCCAUUCUCUGAGUAUGAAACGAUAGACAGAACAAUUCAGAUUUACUUAGCUGUGUUUUUGACACCAGAAGAAAUUGGAGCACCAAAAGUAGCAUCAAAAGAAACAUAUUUCUGAUUAUUUUCAGAAUUGGUGUUUGAAUGUGAAAUACAUCUUUGAAUUUGAAAAAUAGGCUUUCUGAUAACUCAUUUGGUGUUUCUCCUUCCCUCCAUCAUAAUUUGUAAAUUAAGUUCUCAAUAAAUUAUCCAAAUUUUUAAUAUUAUUUGAAUAUUACUUGAAAUGAUUAUUAUUUUAAUUUUAUUUGAAAUGAUUGCUGGAAAUAUGUUUAUUAAAUGUAUAUACAUCUUGCUGUUUGGAGUAAUUCUAGAUAUAUAUUACAACAGCCAUUAUUUAGGAAUGUCUAAUACACUAAUUGGCAACUCUAUAUUAGCUCCAUCAAUUGUAGACCCAAUAUCAAAACAUGUAAGAGUGAUGUUAGCAAAAAUGGGGAAAUUCACAUUAUUAUUUUUUUACUUAAAACUUCUAUUUAAACAAUGAUAAGCUAAGUAGUCAAUGAUUUGGUUCAUAACACAGUUUUCUAUGAUACUAGAUCAAUUUUUGUUGGCAUGACCAUUCCCGUGAUUAGACAUAUUGCGUGAUAAACUUUUUCUCUGUGAAGUAAAACUGAACUGCAGGAUAAAUCUA